Corylus avellana is the source of this 888-nucleotide messenger RNA. RefSeq names its product ADP-ribosylation factor A1B (gene ARFA1B). Gene Ontology annotation, molecular function: GTPase activity; GTP binding. Lineage: Eukaryota; Viridiplantae; Streptophyta; Magnoliopsida; Fagales; Betulaceae. The record is from RefSeq and is a predicted model, not a curated record.
UAUCCGGGGCCGUUAAAUAUCGAAGAGAGAGAAUUCACAUCAGUCCCUCAAAAAAUCGCGGCUUGCCACAAGCUUGCCCCUCCCCUCCCAUCAGAUCCCCUCCUCGAUAGAGCUGAGUGAUCGAUAGGCAGCUAGCUAGGGCUAGAGCAAAAGCAGGGAUGGGGUUGACAUUCACGAAGCUAUUCAGCAAACUUUUUGCGAAGAAAGAAAUGCGAAUUCUGAUGGUUGGUCUCGAUGCCGCCGGUAAGACCACCAUCUUGUACAAGCUCAAGCUCGGUGAAAUCGUCACCACGAUCCCGACUAUCGGAUUUAAUGUGGAGACAGUGGAAUAUAAAAACAUCAGCUUCACUGUUUGGGAUGUCGGUGGUCAGGACAAGAUCCGUCCAUUGUGGAGGCACUACUUCCAAAACACUCAGGGUCUUAUAUUUGUGGUUGAUAGCAAUGACAGGGAUCGAGUUGUCGAGGCAAGGGAUGAGUUGCACAGGAUGUUGAAUGAGGAUGAACUUAGGGAGGCUGUUUUGCUUGUAUUUGCCAACAAACAAGAUCUUCCCAAUGCAAUGAAUGCUGCAGAGAUCACUGACAAGCUCGGUCUUCAUUCUCUCCGCCAACGUCACUGGUACAUCCAGAGCACAUGCGCAACUUCUGGAGAGGGUCUGUAUGAGGGUUUGGACUGGCUUUCCAACAACAUUGCUAGCAAGGCAUGAGGCUUUAAAGAAUUUUGGUCUCUGGCGAUUUGGGAGAUGACAGCUUCCCCCCCUUUUCAGUGAAUGUUGUAAUAGAAGAAUGUUUGGCUAGACCUUUUUAUAUAUAUCGGUUUGUAUGGUUGCUACUUUAGCUAAAUGCUUUUAGCUGUAAACCAGACUUUUUUUAUGUUGCUACAUUCUCUUU